Messenger RNA from Lasiosphaeria miniovina, 3411 nucleotides. RefSeq names its product Vps54-like protein-domain-containing protein. The coding region runs from base 1 to 3411 and encodes 1136 amino acids. The record is from RefSeq and is a predicted model, not a curated record. Gene Ontology annotation, cellular component: GARP complex. NCBI's taxonomy places the organism in Eukaryota, Fungi, Ascomycota, Sordariomycetes, Sordariales, Lasiosphaeriaceae. Gene Ontology annotation, molecular function: syntaxin binding. The transcript is spliced from 3 exons. Gene Ontology annotation, biological process: retrograde transport, endosome to Golgi; Golgi to vacuole transport.
AUGUUCUCGAACUCGGGCGCGCGCAAGUCGGUCGAUAGCCUGUCGCCAACCCGCUCGAUUGGGUCCCGCGGCGACUUUCCUUUCCACGGAAAGGGUCUCAACCCGCAGAGCCCCCAGCGUCAUCACCAACGCCGCGGCUCGACGGCCAGCUCGAUACACUCGGUUGGCGGCUCUCUCGAUUCGUCGUCAGCAAGCUGGGCAGGCGCCGUCCUCGAGACGGGCCAGAACGCCAUCUCGACCCUGCUCCAGCCCCCUAUCGUGCGGACCGGCCUGCUCCCCCACACGGCCGCUCCAGCUUCCAGCGCCCACAAGCCGCCGACCUCGCGCGAUAUACCCCCCGUCACUCUCACAAAUAUCCCCCAUGUAGAUUCGUCCGAGUUCAAGUCCUACCUGUCUCAGGUCGGCGCCUUGUAUGAACAAUUACGCAGAGUCCAGGCCGACGACGAGGACAGCGCUGCCAUUUUCAGCCGCCGGAACAAGCCCGACGAUGCUUCCGACACCCUCGCCGACGAUGGCCAUUUGCGCCCCGGCAGGCGUCCGGCGGCGACGCCGAGGAGGACAUCGACGGCCUCCAUCACCUCACUGUCCCCGAUAGAGCCGCCCAGCCCUGUGCGACGGGGCAGCUCGGGCUUUCGACGAGGCGCAUCACAUGGCCCCCCACCCUUGUCAACCAUCCCCCCUGUCUACUUUGACGACGACUUCCACCUGGAAAACCCCCGCACGUUUGAUGUAGUCAGCGAGCGGUCCGAGGUUGUGCGGCCUGCGCCCGGAACUGACGAUAAGACAACUUCUAAUGGCAAUGCUGGUGCGCCCCGCAAAGCGCUUGCCACCAACGCCAUAUUGCAGGAGAAGCUCUCGUGGUACAUGGAUACUAUAGAGAUGCAUCUCAUUCAGUCCAUAUCGACCGCCUCGACUACUUUCUUCACCGCCCUUGGGUCCCUCCGCGAGUUGCACUCGGAAGCUGCGGACUCGGUGGAGAGAAUCAGGGCAUUACGAAGGGAGCUGGAGGCUCUGGACGUGGAAAUUGCGGCUGGUGGCUUGAAUAUUGUCAAGGAGCGGCGAAGGCGCGAAAAUCUCCACCAACUACAUGAUGCCGUGAUGCAGCUCCGAGAGAUUGUCGACGGCGUUGCCAUCUGCGAGUCUCUGGUAGAUUCUGGACAAGUGGACGCCGCUCUCGACAAUAUAGACUCGCUAGAAAGUCUAAUUGCGGGUGAGGCUACGUACGGCCGGCACCCCAGCAUCCAGCUGAGGGAUCUGAGAGGUGCCACGGCCCUCCAAGGCGUAAGCAACGACCUCGAUACGCUCCGGUUUCAAAUAGGGAAGGCGUACGAGUCAAGAUUCCUCAGCUUACUGCUCGGUGAUCUUCGUCGCCAUGUCGAGCAAGUGUCAACGCAGGAGGUUUUGAUGCGUUGGAGUAGCGCUUCGUCGCGCACUCGAGGGGGCCAUACCCGCGAGCCAUCGGCCUUCCCGUCCUACAUGGCCGCGACCGAUGCACUUCGGACGGAGCUCUUGUCGAUUCUGACGGGACUGCACCGCGCAAAGUAUCUUGCGGCGGCGGCGGCGGCAUAUCGAGACGCGGCCAUGAGGGAAAUCAGGAAUAUUAUUCGAAAACCACUGCCGAGCUCCAGCGACGACGACAACGAAUCCAUGAUGUCGUCGUCCACAACAACGGGAGGUAGACAGCGUUCCCAGCAGGAAAAGUCUUCGGUCCUUGCUCGAAACCUACGGGCUCUUGAGCCAAAGGAGGCCGAAUACCUGCUAGUAAAAGUCUACAUCGGGGUAGCCGAGACCCUGAGGCGGCUCGGCACCCAGGUCAAGGUAUUACUAGAUGUUGCCAGCUCAAUUGGGGAGUCUGGGCCUUCGGGAAUGCGAUCUCCUCCUCUCAGGUCGCCUCCAUUUAGUCCCACGGCCAGGCAUCCGUCCACAACCGGUCUCGAAGCACAGGAAGAAAUACACAAGGCCUUGGAUAUUGCCAACCUUCUCGGGAGAGGUGUUGACGUUGCCCAAGACAGGAUUGUAAAAUUGCUGCGAGUGCGAUCAGAGCAGAGUUCCCACCUGGGCCUUGUUUGGUUUCUGCGGUACUUUACCCUCAAUCUCCACUUUGCGAAUGAGUGCGAAGCCUCAUCUGGGCGCAGCGGUACAGCCCUAAAGACGGUUGUCAAUGGCCAUAUAAAGGAAUUCGUCCAACAACAUGGGGAUACCGAGAAACAGAAGCUCGCCCAGGGUAUGGAGUCAGACCAGUGGAGCGCCCAGGAUUUCGGUGAUAGCGACACGCAGUUGCUGAAUCAGAUUCUGGAAGGGAGCACGAGAGAUGCUGCCGCCUGGACCGAAGGAGCUAAAAUCUGGCUCCCGCAUCCCGAUGAAGACGACGACAAGGAGCCUGACGUGGACGACCUCGGCCAGUCCAACGCGGCAGCCAAAAGUAAAACGAGAUGUGCCAUCAUCGAGGAGGAGGCCUUCCUGUUGCCAAACUCGGCCGUUCUGUGCAUGAAUGGCAUGGCACGCUUCCUGCAUCUUGUUGUUGGCAUCCCCUCGGUCACGGUAGACAUAUCGGCGUCUCUGGUCGCAUUUCUCCAGCUAUUUAACUCUCGCUGCACCCAACUCAUCCUGGGGGCCGGGGCGACGCGUUCCGCUGGUCUUAAAAACAUCACAACAAAACACCUUGCGCUAGCCUCACAGGCUCUGGCUUUUAUCGCAGCCGUUAUCCCGCACGUCCGCGAGUUUGUCAGGAGGCACUGCAGCUCGGGCACCAAUGUGUCAUCUGUCAUGGGCGAGUUUGACAAGGUCAGGCGACUUUACCAGGAACACCAGAACAGCAUAUACGACAAGCUCGUCGAGAUCAUGACAGGGCGGGCGUUGGUCGGAACCAAGAAGCUGAAGGCUCUAGACUGGGAAUCGCUGGCUGCCAGCUCGGUGCACGAGUACAUGGAAACGCUGGCCAAGGAAACCACCACAUUGCAUCGCAAUCUGACCAAGCACCUACCCGAGGGCACCGUGCGAAUGAUCAUGGUCCCCGUGUUUAGAAACUACAAAGAAACAUUUGGUGCCGCGUUCCGGGGGUUGGAGCCUGGCACCGAAGUCGGUCGGGAUAGCAUGCUACGUGAUGUCGAGUUUUUCCAGUCUCGACUCGGGAAGAUUGACGGCUUUGAGGACGCCGGCGACUAUCUGUUGAAGAUUAUCAAGAGCAAAGAUAUCAGGAAACCCUCUCCGGCGCCAACUCCAGCGCCAGCCUCCGCUCCAGCAGCGACAGAGGCAGCGCCGGCGCCUACCCAGACCACCACCAGUCAGCUUGCAGAGGCGUCCCCUGAAGAGGCGGACGAGAAAAAAGCUGUGGAAGGACUGUCUGCCGAGCUCCAGGCGCAAACCGGUCAGGGCUCGAGGGAAAACGGGGAUGCCAGUAGUGUUCAUUAG